Molecule: messenger RNA, 9515 nt
Organism: Oncorhynchus kisutch (coho salmon)
Lineage: Eukaryota; Metazoa; Chordata; Actinopteri; Salmoniformes; Salmonidae
Product: homeobox protein Meis2
Biological process (GO): regulation of DNA-templated transcription
Molecular function (GO): DNA binding
Source: RefSeq, a predicted model, not a curated record
UAAAACACGCUCAUUUAUUAAUUGGAUCAAAACUUUAAGGACAAAUACAAAUAUACACAAAGAUACCUCAGAAUCUUUACAAGCAACACUUGACUUUUGAGCCUGCCAUACUACAAUUAUUUAUCAGCAUGUAGGGCACUUGAAGUUUACACACAUGGGAGAGUAAACAAUGAUUGCACAGGUGGCUCAACUGGAGAUUUAGCAUUUAACAUUACCCAAGAACAUUAUUACAGAUUUUUUUUAGUUAACUAAAUGUAUUAAAUGUUCAUAUUUGUAAUGAAAUCCUAUUCAAUAGUGUUUAUUGAACAACAGACUAGUGUUUCUCAUCAUUUGACUUUCAUCUCUAGUCAGUCUUUCACUUUAGCCGACCUAGACUAAAUGUAAUGCAGCUGUAACCUAUAUGACUGGAACUCCCCACCCUGGUGGAAACAACCCCUCCUGCCCCUUUUCCAGUUCAACUACACUCCUAUUGUACAACAUAAAGCAUCUCACGAAUUUCACAAAGUAGCAGGGCAAUAGGCUAGUAUAUGACAGCUGAACAUACACAUUUAUCCAAAUGAAAACUCCCUCUUAUUUAACUGUUCUUAUUUACCACUACGCAAACGUCCCAUAACAGGUCCAUAAUUGUUAAGAUGUAAUAUACACAUAGGGGGGCUAUAUUCAGCUGCCUUUUGAUAAGACAAUUUGGCAAGUUCAAAAAUAUUACCACGCACAUGAAGACAGAGCCACCUGAAAGUAGCCUACAGUAUGUCACUUUCACAACAUGUUCCUGUAAAAAAACGAUAAUUAUUAGUGUUGUAUUAUAUUGAAAGUAGUGACUUUUCAACCAAGUAAAAGACAAUAAAGCAUUUCUGAAGGCUAUAACUCGUAACAAGCAUAUAUAUAAAAUAGCAUUGAACAAUUUCAAGAAGAAAACUGCUAACCAUUUACUUGUUACGCAAAGGGUGCAUUACGUGGAUGGCCUAUUCUCACAUUUGAAAACAAUUGUAGGUCUGCAAGUAGCUUUAAAUACAUAGUGGGGUUUUCGUGCAGUGUCAGAAGCUUGCGUUAAGAUAAGAUAUGGUUAUCUGUUUAGUUGGAUGUGUGUCUGACAGACAUUCCAAGGUUUAAAGCUGCAUGCCUAAUUAUGAAUCUUGACACGUCUGCCAUCAAGGCUGGCAUAAAAACAUAUCCAAUUGUCCAGAGGGCAACCGAACACAUUCUAUUUGCGUUCUUGAUUAUUCUGUCCAAUUGAAUUCAAUUCCGGGGCAUGAUGCAACCAUGAAAAUGUAACACUUAAAUUGUUCCCCUCUGUACUGGACAAACAAUUUAAGGGUGGAAUUUAUGUUAAGUUUAAAGUGGAGAGGGGAAUUAAUACAAUUUAAUAACGGUUUAAAUGGACGGGGUAGUUUCUUUGGUGCCUAAAGCCAUGUUCCCCUUUGAUCAGCGAGGGAGGGCGACUUUAUUGGACAUGUUUCUAUUUCCAAAUCCGCAUAACACGCAACGAUGCAUGUAUUUCCUAUUAUGUAGAUAAGGAAGAGAGCGUUUGAUAUGUAAUAAAGGUGGGCCCAUAGCCUACUGCCUCUUUAAGCCCCUUAAGUCUGAGAAAUGAUGAGCGACAGAGGCACCGCGAGAGGGUCAGCGCUAUUAACUUCUCGGUUUCUCGGGCUCCACUUAAACUUCUCUCUAUUACAUGUCGUAAUGUGGCGAGAUGGGCCCUUUACGUGUCCACCUCCUCAAUCCCAAAAUAAAAAUGCAUACCUGCCCCCCAAAGUGCACGGUAAAAUGAUAGUCUAGCUGCAAAUUUCUUUAUAUUUGCUCAGACAGUUCGAUACGAAGGGGACAAGGACAAAUGAUUAGGCUAUAGUUAGGCUACUCUUGCACACCCAGUGUUUCGCGAUAAACACACAAUACAAGCCCCUCAGCAGCAUUUGAUGCAUAUGACCGUAGUCCUCGUCACCGUCACUAAUCUCGCCAUGCCUGACUGAAACCGUGCAACGUCGGGAGGGAUGUUCCUUCAACUCUCGGUAAUGAUCCAGACAACUAUGGAAAAAGUAUGAUAGCAUGUUCUUGCAAGAAAACCUCCGUGUCCUUAUGCUAAAUUGUGGUUGGUUUUGAAAUUCGUUUCGGAGAAUUCAAAACAGUAUGACAAAACAUUAACAAAUUUAUAUUGACCUUAAACAUAACCAAAGUUCUAUUGACCUUGGGGGGAUUCUAUUAUAUCAUCAUGGAAAUAAUAGAGUGAGGCAACAUUCAUCUAGUUGGACGAUAUCGACCGGGAAUAAAUAAUAGAUUGCUGAGACAUUCUAAAAUAUCUUUAUUUCACGAAAUAUGACAUUAAUUCAAACGUGUUUAUGUCCAAAUAAAUCAGACAUAUUUUUAUGAUUUAUAAUUAGAUUGAUUGCUUGUGAUUUUGAUAUUAAUUUGAAUUAACAGCACUGUCAAAUAUUAGGCCUACAUUAACGGAUUGUAACAGUAAUAAUAACAGACAAAUAAUAAUAAUAACAAGAAUAUAAUAUACCGAGCUUCAUGUGUCAUUUUUAAUUACACCAGUUAUCUAUUUCGCAGGAGCUUUCAUGUACAGAAAAACACCUUUGAGUAAUUGCACUGAGGGAUGAAUGGCCUGUGUACCAGUAAAUUCCUUUACAUUAAUUGAGCCAGAAACCAUAACUAAUGAUGGUCCCAACUGCCUCACUGGGUUUUUCUAUGUACUCCUAAUCUUUGGACGAAUAGUACAAUUUUGGUUACCGUUAUUUUGAUAUUACACAGCACCCUACAAAAUUGUUUGUUGGGAUACAAAUUAUGCUUGAUAUAUUGAUAACAUAGGCAUUCGAAUCCAUUCUCUCCUCACAAAAUAUUUUUAAAAUAGGCCUAUUUUCCACUGUAAAAUAUAUUCAAUUGCACUUUAAAAACAUAUGGUUCACAUAAUAAUGAAUUCAUUAUGAUCACAAUUUAUAAUGCAUAUUUUUCGUUAUCACGCAAAUUAGAUUUUUCCGAAAGAUUACCUAUUUUUUUCUUAAUUAUUAAUAGUGGCGCGAUUCAACGUUUGGCGUUUGUUCAAUCCGCCAGAUGUCGCUAGAGGAAUGCAUAUUUUACGCAUUAGGCAUGCUAAGUGUCUUUGAGACAGAUCCCAAGGAUUUUCAAGGGAGAACGCCACAGUUACAUUUUGUGUAGCUCCCCACCCCACCCCCUCUCUCUCACCCUCCUCAGACACCAGAAUCUGAGAAUCGAUAGAGGGGAAAUACGGUUUAGGAACUGAAGAAUUUACAGUUAGUCGCGAAACUUUGACAAGUAUUUGAGUUGCUCAUUCCACUUUCUGGGACCCUAGUCACAUUUCACGUGGGGUCAGAAAGAGUUCAGCCUGGUGAGGUAAUGCCGUAUGUGUUGCAUGAGGAAAACAUUGACAGGGCUACGUAUAAACAAAAAAAACUUCACUGUAGAUGAUGUAAACACUGAGAUAAACAAACCUAUAUAAAUGAAUAGUUAGUUAAUCACUAGAUUUUAACAUAUACAUUCGAGUAUUGAUAUUGUCUGAACAUCAAUUGAACAAAAGCCUCCUAUAAAACUUCAGAAAAUAACCAUAAAUUAAAUAUACCUGAACGCAAUUCAGAAUUAUCUUUGUAUUGACCACUUUCAGGUUACUGAAAGUGUUGGUUUUCUGUCCCCUUCAGAAAAGUCUAUGAUCUACUCUUAUCUGUGGGCUUUCUAUAGCCAACAUUAGCUUUUCCUAUUUGCAUAAUCUCAAAUACUCUAAGGCGGGCCAACUCAGAACAAAGUAACAAACAAGAUUAGGCCGAUGUUAUUUGUUCCUGUGGUUAAGCAGCGAUUGUUUCUAAAGAAGUAUUUAAGGUCACUAAGAGGAUUUAAACCCCGAUUCGUAUCAGUGACCUUUUUGAAGGAAUUAAACCAACAAAACAUUUCUCCAUAUUUAGCAACAUAUAGGCUACCAGGCUACUUUAGAGGAAGCCAUGGCAAAGUGGAGAUAUUGGUGUCUGUUUUGAAAUGGGAGUUUGGGGGUUACUUCUUUUACAGUGGGUGCACUUUUAGGAUGUGACACCGAGUGGAUCUUUAGCCUCGUGAUUGUCUCAGUAGUGUUUUCCUUGAAAUGGAUCCGCUGUCCCCUAAUGAAUCCAAACGCAGCUGGCCAUGUCCCACACGGACACCGAGAGCUUUAACCCUAAACUGACCUCAAUUUGACACCACCAGAUGAAAUUUUACCGCCUGUUAAUGCCAUCUUCUGCAGAAGAGACGGAUCCGCAUGUUGACGGAGAUGCACUUCUACUUGAACACAGAUUUUGUUCAUAUGUAUCCUUAUCCAUAUGAGUCCUCAACCUGAAAAGUCACACAAUGGGAAAUCCACUUAUUGAAAAUGUAGUGCUAAACAUAAUGGAAACUUGGGCAUGAUAUGGGACACUUGAAAGAUCUUGGUUUGCAAACACUUGCAUGUUUCCAAAACAAUGAGAACAUGUUUUAGGUAUCCUCCAUUUAAUCUAGGCUAUGUUCUAGGUUUUAGAAGGCUAAUUUAAUCGUAUUAUUAAAUAUUAAUUAUAAUUAUAUUAAGACUAUUAAGUAUUAAGAUUGAAAUACAAUAUCCAGAACGAGGAUUUAGAGUGUAUAAAAGUGUAUUUAUUGCCAUAACUAAAAUAUAAUGUCUCACUAACAGGAUUCCGAUUUAUUUGAUGUUAUUCAGAUUUAUGUUAGAUUUGAAUGCUGAUAGAGGCUAUAUUUUGGAUUCACCAUUGCAUUGCAUUGCAUUGUAAUGAAUAGCAUGUACUUAGUUUGUACCAAGAACUAUAAGUGAAAUACCUCAAAUAAACUUCAUAAACAUUUAACAUAUUGUAUUAUAUACAUUAGAUAAAAUAUACAACUUUUGAAUGUUCAUAAGGUUGAGGUGCAUUUGGGAAGAAAAGGCUAUUUCAUAUAUCACCACCUCAAGUUUCACAAGCUCUUCGAAUGUGUACAUCCCCCGUCUUUAGGCCAAAAUAUAUAUAAGAUAAAAGAUUUGUUUAAAAAAAACAGUGUAUACGAUUUUGACCGUAUAACGUAAAAAUGUGCCACAUUUUACUUAUCCAACGUUUAAAAAUGUUACUUACAUUUUUGGGGAUUGGAUGGCUCUAAUGCGACUGAAUCAUUUUCUACAUUCACAGAAUAGGCCUAAUCAUAUCAGCUACUUAGUCUGACUUUCCACAACUACACUGUUGGAGAACCUUCCGUUUUACGAGACACAACAAAGGACAUAAUAUGAUUCACUUACCAUGUUUGUCCGGAAGAAAAACGCUAGGGUUAGUGUACAGGUCAUAGUGCACGAUAUCAUUAUAAGCAGUCGGGCUAAUAUCAAAAACCCAUGUCUUCAAAAGCUCACGCAUCCAGCCCCUGGUUCUGUUCACGGAAUGUAACAUCGGUCAGAGGUAUUUGGAGACGAUGCAUGCCGCUCUGCGCAUAACACUGUAGUUCCUUCUCGGGCUAUUGCACGUUGAACUGUCCACACAGCCGUUCGUCAACCCUGCAGUCCUACUUUUUCUUGUAAGGGCUUCCCACCCCCUUAUGCCAACAAACAUAAUUGUUGUCACAGUCCUUCAUUUAAAAAAUAUUUUUCAAUUGCUAUUUCUAUUGUCAUCCCAAGCAACCAUAUGGCGCGUUUGUUUGUUGGGAGUAUAUUGACCUUACAGCUGAAUCCAACCCACUAGCUCAUCCAACCUAUGAAUGGUUAAUUUCGACAACCACCAAAAAUGUCACCGAGCCAUAAAUGUAUCAAUUUAUGUGAAAACAUAUCAAUAUAACGAUUAUGCCAUCUGCGCAAAAGUGUAUAUUAUCAUUGAUGGAGCUAAAUAUUAAAAGGGAUAGAUGGCCUGUUUCGGUUUUGUGCGUAAAAAAGCUUGGGCUCAGGGAAAAAGGGCUAUAGCCUCAGCGCAAUCGAUGGCCGGAGCGUUGCUCCUCCUCUAAACUUCAAACUCAAGACAUGAUUGAUGAUCUUGGGGAGCUUUGAUAAUUGACUACUCUGAGGUAAGGCACGGAUUUCUAUCUAGAGAGGGGAUUGGACGAGAGAAACAUACAAAAUUACUUUCUCUACAAAAGCUUUUUCUUUUUGGAAAAGUUCAUUGUGGACUGAGAAGGGGUGCGCCAUAUCGUUUCAUUUGCUAAACAGCCCCGUUCAUAAUUAGCAGUACGAUUAAAAGGUAUUACCGAGAUAUUUCAUACUAGGCACACCGGCUAUAACCACAACACAAGAUAACAAUAAUAAUAAAACAAGAUAGCAAUCCGGAGGCAUAAAGAGGACGCGGACUUGCUGGAUGAAAACGGUCUGAAAAGAUUCAUCCUCUCUUGAACAUCAUCACCAACCAUCAUUCAUUCAUUACCUUGACAACCCCUGGCUUUGAUUGACAGCUGGAGUGGCAAAAAGCCACGAGACACGACAGUUUAGUUACAUGCAGGUUGUUGAUGGGCCGAUUGUAACCUUCAGUUUGGUGCUUGACCAUUUUUUUUAUUUUUUGGGGAAAGAGGAAAACAAGAAAAAUUGCAAAACUCAUCCUGAUGCUUCUGCUUGCACUCUACCACAUUGGAGAAUAGGAGAAUUCGCAAAGUUGGUUGAAAAAGGAAUCUUACCACUAAAUCACUUUCUAACCUGACUGGGAUAUUAAAUAUACGACACAUCCAGGAGUUUAUUGGAGCGCAGCCUGAUGGCGCAAAGGUACGAUGAGCUGGCCCAUUAUGGUGGGAUGGACGGAGUCGGGGUCCCGGCGUCUAUGUACGGAGACCCGCAUGCUCCACGGCCGCUACCCCAAGUCCAUCACUUGAACCAUGGACCACCGCUCCAUGGCCAGCACUACGGUGCUCAUGCACCCCAUCCCAGCGUUAUGCCCAACAGCAUGGGCUCCGCUGUCAACGAUGUUUUAAAGAGGGAUAAAGAUCAAAUCUAUGGUCACCCAUUAUUCCCGCUGCUCGCGUUGGUUUUUGAGAAGUGCGAACUGGCGACGUGCACUCCGAGGGAGCCUGGGGUAGCAGGCGGCGAUGUCUGCUCCUCCGACUCCUUCAAUGAGGACAUCGCAGUCUUUGCCAAACAGGUCCGAGCAGAAAAACCUUUAUUUUCAUCAAAUCCAGAGUUGGACAAUUUGAUGAUACAAGCCAUACAAGUAUUACGAUUUCACCUUUUGGAAUUAGAAAAGGUGCACGAGCUCUGCGACAAUUUUUGCCACCGGUACAUCAGUUGUUUGAAAGGAAAAAUGCCAAUAGAUCUAGUUAUUGACGAGCGGGAUGGAAGCUCGAAGUCAGACCACGAAGAGCUCUCAGGAUCUUCGACCAACCUUGCCGAUCACAACCCAGCUUCCUGGAGAGACCACGAUGACGCCACCUCCACACACUCGGCCGGCACGCCAGGGCCCUCCAGUGGGGGCCACGCUUCACAGAGCGGCGACAACAGCAGCGAACUAGGAGAUGGUUUAGAGAACAGCGUGGCGUCUCCUGGCACAGGUGAUGAUGAUGACCCGGACAAGGAGAAGAAGAGGCAGAAGAAGCGCGGCAUCUUCCCCAAGGUGGCCACUAACAUCAUGAGGGCGUGGCUGUUCCAGCAUCUCACGGUUCAUUAACGCCAGGAGAAGAAUAGUACAGCCCAUGAUUGACCAGUCAAAUCGAGCAGGUUUUCUUCUUGAUCCUUCAGUGAGUCAAGGAGCAGCGUACAGUCCGGAGGGCCAGCCCAUGGGCAGCUUCGUGCUGGAUGGCCAGCAGCACAUGGGGAUCCGGCCAGCUGGUCUGCAAGGCAUGCCAGGGGAGUACGUACCUCAGACUGGUCCUAUGGGCAUGAGCAUGGCCCCACCAAGUUACAACCCUACUCAUCAGAUGACCCCUCACCCCUCCCAGCUUCGACAUGGACACCCCCUCCAUCCCUACCUGCCCGGCCCCCACCACCCUCAUCACCCUGCCAUGCUGAUGCACGGAGGACCCCCCUCUCACCCAGGAAUCACCAUGUCUGCAGAGAGCCCCCCCCCCUGCUGACCCCCAUUGACCCCAGCGCUGGAGGACAAGGCUUGGACAUCCAUGCCCAAUAGUAUAAGCAAACUUUACUACCACAACAUCAACAACAACAGUAGCUUCUAAGAGAAGAAAACAAACAUCAACAACCCUAAAACAAAGAUAUCUUCAGACUAUUUUUCUGAAUAAAAGCAGAACCGUUUUGACCAAUAUUAGACAGUGAAAACAGAAUUCCAGAUGAGCUGUGAUGAUUCAUCUUCUUUUUUUUUCUUUUUUUCAAAAACUUUUUAAUUUUGUUACUUUCAUCCAAAUGGAGGACCAAGCUGACAAGAACACUUUGUAAAGUCUUGGGCUUUUGUUAAAGAUCAACAGAAGAUGUUUUGAGGACAGACACGUAGGUGCGCAAACACGGACACACGCACACACUUAAGACACACGCAUUCGCACACACACAGUGCACACUCUCUCCGGUGACACGUUCAACGCAUUUUUUCAAAACGGAAUCACUCUGGAAGAUUGAGAGAAAAAAGAAAAAGACAAAAAAGACUCCAAGAGUUAUAACUACUGUAGUAUAAAAAGUAUAGCAACUAAGUUAAAAACGUUUGCAUUUUUUGUUGAUCACUCAAUUUCCUGAGCUAGUUGUAGAAUAAAAGGUGAACCCUUUCUCUCACACUGUGUGUGCUCCUUCCUGGAGGAGAAACUGUCUCGGUGGUGAAGCAGCACUAGAAAAAAGAAAAGAUGGAACAUCUCAACAACGGACGCCCACUUGCUCCCAACCACAGCGACAGGCAGAACAGGCCCUGUCCCCCAUAAAGAACAGGGCAUGAUGGGAAAAGGCUGCUAAAUGACACCUGAUCUCUCCAGAAGAUUCAGUUUGAACAUGUUUAAUGCCCCUCUUUGGUUGGUUCAUGAAUGAAUGUUACCCUGUAGGUAUAUACAAAAAAGUUGUUAGUUUGAAUUGCCCAAAGCACUGGAUUGUGUUGGUUUUAUACAUUUUUAUUUGAUUAUUAUUUGAUUUUUUAGUAUCCUGGACUCUCAUUGACAGAGCCUAUUGAAGGAAACUAGUGGAAAAGCAGCAUCCUACUCUGCUUCUUUGCCUCUGGAUCAACAUACUUGCCAUAUGGACAAUACUGACACAAUGGUGAAUUCUUUGGCACUGGGAGAAGCAAUUGGUGGUAGAUGCACCCAAAAACCUACAACUUCAAAACAGAAGAAGAAAAAAAGAACUUAAAUGAUGAACUCAAAGCUUUAGGGAAAAGCUAAGAGAAUAUUGUAACAAACUUCGUACAGAGUUCAGUCUAUUAAUUGUUUCAUGUUAGAUAUUCUAUGUGUUUACCUCAAUUGAAAAAGAAUGUUUUUGCUAGUUUCAGAUCUGCUGUGGCAUUGAUAUUGUAUGUCCAUGAAUUCCUUCCUUUUUCAGCACGUGUUCCUCACUAGAUGAUAAAAUGCCGUCUCCCUUAAGCUUUGUCAAAAAUACAUUAUUAAAUACUUGUAUGAGGACUGUGACGUAAUGUUUAAAAGGUGUUCAGUCACAAAUGCUGUAAUAAAUAUUUCAUUUUUGAUUUUUGUUA